AGGUGUGCUCCUAACACAUCCUUACUACCUACCUAGCCUAAGGUAGGUAAGUACUAGGAGAAGUAGUGACAAGGGGUAAAAGCUAACAAUAUUUCAAGGGGUGGAGUUGCACCACGAGUUGUUGUACUUUCUGCCCCUCAGCUCUUCCAGCUUAUUUGUUUUCCGGAGAUCCCCUGUCUCUCUUAACAUAGUUCUGUUAGGUAACCUCAAGUCCCUAUUUCUUUCAUAAGUCCAGCACUGCCUUUUGAAUUUCAAGCUUGGGAUUUUUCCUUUGGUAAAGUCUUUUCUUCCCUUCCUGUCCUAUAAUCUGCGUACAGAUUAUACAAGCUACCUUUAUCUUUAUCAGUUUAUACGGCUCUCAACCCUCGCUCAAGACCACCAUGGCACAAUUUACUCCCACCGAGUAUCAGAACCUCAAGUCUGUAUACGAAAAGGCCGGCCAGGGUCAUGUAUUCACUUAUUUCGACUCCCUAAGCCAGCCCGAGCAACAAGCCUUUUUCGAGCAACUCCAGAAGAUUGAUCCCGCCAGAGUCCAGAAACUACGAGACCUUGCUUUGAACCCACCGACAGAGGAGGGUCAGGCCGUCCUCGAACCCCUCCCCGAGUCGGCUAAUGCUAGCAUUUACGAUUCGAAGCCUGAAGAUAUUCAAAGAUGGUAUGACCUUGGUUUAGAACUGAUUGGGAAGGGUGAGGUUGCCGUAGUUUUGCUAGCCGGCGGUCAAGGUACCCGCCUAGGAAGCAAAGCCCCAAAGGGAGCCUUCGAUAUUAAACUCCCUUCCCAUAAAUCCCUUUUCCAAAUCCAAGCCGAGAGGAUCUUGAAAGUCCAAGAGUUAGCAGCUGCGCGGGCCGCAGACCCUAGCAAGGCCGUGAUCCCAUGGUUCAUCAUGACCAGUGGUCCGACACGGGGGCCCACCGAGAGAUUUUUCAAGAAGGAAAAGCUUGACGAACUGAGCGACGAGGAAAACGCCAUCCGGGCUCAGGGAAAGCCUUACUUCGGCCUCGACCCCAAGAACGUAACCAUCUUCGAACAAGGCGUACUUCCUUGCAUCACCAACGACGGAAAGUUCAUGCUUGCGAGCAAGGGAAAACUGGCUGUUGCUCCCGACGGCAACGGUGGUCUAUACAAGGCUCUACAGGAUGAAGGGGUCCUGGAUAAAAUGCGCCCCAAUAUCAAGCACGUCCACGCUUACUGCGUUGACAACUGCUUGGCCAAGGUCGCGGAUCCGAUCUUCAUCGGAUUCGCUGCGGAGAAGAAGGUGAAAAUUGCUACUAAGGUUGUAAGGAAGCGAGAUGCCAAGGAGUCAGUCGGUCUCAUCCUCCAGAAGAAUGGCAAGCCUGAUGUUGUCGAGUACUCGGAAGUCGACGAUGCCAUUCGUCAAGCAGUAGACCCCAAGCAACCCAGCAUCCUCAAGUUCCGCGCUGCCAACAUCGUCAACCACUAUUAUUCGUUCGAAUAUCUGGACAGCAUGGGAGAUGCUGUGAACAGCUUACCACCGCAUGUUGCCCGAAAGAAGAUUCCCUUUUUCGAUACCGAGAAGGGUGAGGCUGUAGAACCCAAGACGCCAAACGGUAUCAAGCUGGAGCAAUUCGUUUUUGAUAACUUCAAGUGGCUAAACUUAGACGAGUUUGCCUGCUUCGAAGUCAGGCGUGAAGAGGAGUUCUCCCCUCUAAAGAAUGCAGACCCAGCCCAAACGUCUGACGGAACAUUCGAGAAAGAGCCUGAGGACAGCCCUACAACCAGUCGCAGACACAUCAAAGAGCAGGGUCGACGAUGGGUUGAAGCAGCUGGCGCAACGGUCAAGAAUGGAGAUGUUGACGGUGGCCUUGAGGUCUCCCCGCUCACAAGCUACGCCGGCGAAGGUCUGGAGGAGUUCAAGGGGCAGACCAUCGAACAAGCUACUAUUUGAUUAAGCGAAAAGAUAAGUAUGCUGUCACCUUUGAAAGUUAAUGGCUGGGUCUUAGCAUUUACUUUCAGAAAUAUAACCUCAUUUGACAUUGAAGAUAACUACGAAAGAAAAAAUAACAUAGAGAAACUCUUUGACAGUUUUACAAUAUGUAUUUCAUUAGAUUUUCAAGUAUCAUUUGUCUGUAUAACUCUUUGGAAGUUAGCAAAAUGAAUACGCCAAGACCCGGCCAUGAUUAUUCGAGGGUGCUAGAUACCCCGGUAGACCAAUUAACAU
Daldinia caldariorum is the source of this 2180-nucleotide messenger RNA. Its product is annotated as nucleotide-diphospho-sugar transferase. Lineage: Eukaryota; Fungi; Ascomycota; Sordariomycetes; Xylariales; Hypoxylaceae. Gene Ontology annotation, biological process: UDP-N-acetylglucosamine biosynthetic process. The record is from RefSeq and is a predicted model, not a curated record. Gene Ontology annotation, molecular function: UDP-N-acetylglucosamine diphosphorylase activity. The coding region runs from base 381 to 1907 and encodes 508 amino acids. The transcript is spliced from 2 exons.